This is a messenger RNA of Nicotiana tabacum (common tobacco), 4047 nucleotides long. RefSeq names its product nuclear matrix constituent protein 1. Gene Ontology annotation, cellular component: nucleus. The record is from RefSeq and is a predicted model, not a curated record. Gene Ontology annotation, biological process: nucleus organization. NCBI's taxonomy places the organism in Eukaryota, Viridiplantae, Streptophyta, Magnoliopsida, Solanales, Solanaceae.
AGAAGUUGGGUUACGAUAAAGAUUUCAUAAGGGGGUAGGUAGUUCAAGAACUCCGGCGAGGGUUUUCAAAAAUUCCCUUAUAUUUUUCUGCUUUUUUAUUUCCUUAUCGUGAAACCCACUAAUUUUUUCUUCUUCUUUUUCAUAAAGUUCAAAUCUUUGAUCUGUAAUUUUGCCAAUUUUUGAGAAAACGAAAGAGUCCCUUUUGGGUAAUUUUCCAAAUGUCUACUCCGCCGAGAAAGAUUUUCUCCGGCUGGACUUUGACACCAAGAACCGAUCCGGCAAAUAGGGCAGUUUCAAAGGGUAAAGAUGUUGGCUUUAUGGGUUCUGCACAAAAGGGUGUUUUCUUAAGCCAAGAUUGUGAUGAUACUAUGGACAAACAACUGAUUCUUGAGAAGCUCUCAAAUCUUGAAAAUGAGCUCUUGGACUAUCAAUACAAUAUGGGCCUUCUCUUGAUUGAGAAAAAGGAGUGGUCUUCUAAGUAUGAAGAAAUUAAGCAAGCCUUAGAUAAAGCAAAGGAGGAUUAUAGAAGAGAACAAAACACUUACUCAAUUACUCUAUCUGAAGUGGAGAAACGGGAGGAGAAUUUGAGGAAUGCAUUGGGUGUUGAGAAGCAAUGUGUGCUUGAGCUAGAGAAGGAAUUGCGUGAGAUGCGAUCGGAGUAUGCAGAGACUAAAUAUACAGCUGAUUCAAAAUUAAAAGAGGCAACUGCAUUGGCUACUAGUGUUGAAGAGAAUUCACUACAACUAGAAUUGAAAUUGCGUGCAGCUGAUGCCAAGAUCGCUGAGGUGAACAGAAAAAGUUCAGAAGUUGAGAGAAAACUAUGUGAUAUUGAGGCUCAAGAAAAUGCACUUAGAAGAGAACGGUCCUCUUUCAAUACCGAGCGUGAAGCUCAUGAGAGUGCUCUAUCUAAACAAAGAGAAGAGUUGCGAGAAUGGGAAAGAAAACUAAAGGAAGGAGAGGAGAGGCUGGCUGAUGCUCGAACAUUGCUAAACCAAAGAGAGCAACGAGCAAAUGAGAAUGAUAGCGUUUUGAUGCAGAAGCAGAAUGACCUUGAAAAUGAGUCGAGGAAAAUUGACAUAGCUAACUCAGUUUUGAGGAAGAAAGAAGAUGAUAUGAGCAGCCGACUAACUAGCGUUGCUCAUAAGGAGAAGGAACUUGAGGAUGUGAAAAAGAGCCUGGAGAUAAAAGAGAAAGAAUUAGAUGAACUACAGGAAAAGCUAAAUGCAAAAGAGAGAGAGGAGAUACAAAAGUUAAUGGAUGAACACCGAGCUAUCCUGCAAUCAAAAGAAGAGGAGUUUGAAUUGGAAAUGAGGCAGAGGCGGACAUCACUGGACGAGGAACUGAAAAGCAAGGUGAUUGAACUGGAGAAGAAGGAAGCUGAAGUUAAUCACAUUGAAGAGAAACUCAAAAAACGAGAACAGGCACUUGAAAAGAGAAAUGACAAAAUGAAAGAGAAGGAGAAGGAUCUUGAAUUGAAGCUGAAAGCAUUGAAGGGAAGAGAGAAGUCUCUGAAAACUGAUGAGAAAGAAUUGGAAACUGAAAAGAAGCAGAUAUUUACUGAAAAGGAGAGUUUACUGGCUUUAAAGGCUGAGCUUGAGAAUGAAAGAGCUGAACUUGAAAAACAACAGAUCAAGAUCAAUGAGGACAUGGAACAGCUUAAAGUAACAGAAGAUGAGAAAAUGGAACAUGCUCGCCUUCUUUCAGAACUGAAGCAGGAGACAGACAAUUGUAGACUUUUACGAGAAACUCUUCUGAAGGAAGCUGAGGAUUUAAAGCAGGAAAAAGAGAGAUUUGAGAAAGAAUGGGAAGAGCUGGAUGAGAAAAGAUCUAUGAUCGAGAAGGAGUUGAAGGAAGUUAAUGAAUUGAAAAGGAAUUUUGAAAAACUGCAGCACACUGAGGAGGAAAGGUUGAACAAGGAGAAGCUGGAAACAGAAAAUUAUGUUCAGAGAGAGUUGGAAGCCCUUAAAGUGGCACAAGAGACAUUUGCGGCAACUAUGGAUCAUGAGAGGUCAGUAUUAGCUGAGAAAACUCAAAGUGAGAAAAUGCAAAUGCUUCAUGAUUUUGAAAGACAAAAACGAGAACUUGAGAGUGAAAUGCUGCGGAAGCAGGAGGAAAUGGAGUCCGCGCUGCAUGAGCGGGAGAAACUCUUUGAGGAAGAGAGGCAGAGGGAACUCAGCAAUGUUAACUAUUUAAGGGAAGUUGCCCGUAAGGAAAUGGAAGAGAUGAAGUCAGAAAGAGUUCGGCUGGAAAAAGAAAAAAAGGAAAUUUCUGCAAACAAGAUGCAUCUCGAAGAACAACAGUUAGAGAUGAAAAAAGAUAUCGAUGUGCUCGAUGGUUUAAGCAGGAAGUUGAAGGAUCAAAGGGCAGCUUUUGCAAAGGAAAGAGAGAGGUUCAUUGCUUUUGUCAAAAAUCUGGGGAGUUGCAGCUCAUGUGGAGAGGGAAUUCGGCUAUUUGAGCUUUCUGGCCUUCAAGCUCUACAUGAUGUGGAGAAUUUCGAGGCCCCUCCCUUGCGAAGUGUGGCACAGGAAUAUCUAAAGGAUGGUCUCCAGGGCUCACCUGGAAGUGCUAACAACGAGUUGUCCCCUGGUGUUCUUAAUUCAGGAUCUACUGCUUCUGCUGGAACCAUGUCCUGGCUUCGAAAAUGUACAUCAAAGCUUCUCAUAUUCUCACCAGGUAAGAAGAUUGAGCAUCCUGCAUCUCAAGGUCUCAUUGGUGGAUCUUCUCUGGCAGAGAAAUCGGUUGGUGAAUUACCUGAUGGACUAUCGAAAAACGAUGAUCAACCAGAUCUGGCUGUUUCCAUCAAUGACACGUGUGAUGACCAGAGACAUCAAAGUGAUAACAGCAUUAGAGAGGUGGAAGCUGGCCAUGAUAUUCGCGAAGACUCUCAGCAUUCCGACGUGAAUGCUGGCCAGCGCAGACCUGUCAGGAAAGGGCGUGGUAAAAAUACUAAGACAGGUUCAACAAAGGCAAAAGCUGCAAGUGCAAAAGCAAUCCUUGGAAAAAAUCUUAAGGAGACUGAGAAUACGCACGUGAAUGGAGGUUUGGAGAGCUCAAUUAAUAUAAAUGACGAGAGCCAGAAAGAAUCUAGUCUUUUGGGUGGAGCGCCAAGUAACACCAGAAAGCGUACUCGCACCCAUACAUCACAGGGAACGGCAAGUGAAUUUGAUGGAAAUCAUAGUGAUGGACAGUCAGAUAGUGUGACGGCUGGCGGUCGGAGGAAGAGGAGACAAAGGGCUGCCCCGUCUGUGCAGGUUCUUGGUGAAAGAAGAUAUAAUCUCCGCCGUCCCAAAAGUGUGGCUGCAGCUACGGCUAAUGGAUCUUUGCCAGAGCUGGUCUCAAAAUCUCAGGAAGAAAAUUGGGAUUCCAAUGCUGCGCCAGCAGCUCCUGCAGAGGUCAGCAGUGGAGAUAAUGGAGAACUCAGAAACUCGGGUGCGGGUCUUCCCACUGUAGCCGAUAGCCCUUUGAAGGGUGCAGCAGACAGUGCUGAUAUAGCUAACGAAUUGGUAGAUGAUACGGGAUUGAGUGAAGAAGUGAAUGGAACACCAGAAGGGCCGUCAGGUUACAGUGUAUACGAUGAGGAACACAAAGGUGAACAGGAUGAGGAUGAUGAUGGUAAGAACGAAGAAGAUAACGAGGGCAACGAGGAGGAAGAGGUUCAACAUCCCGGUGAAGUCUCUAUAGGGAAGAAGAUUUGGACUUUCAUCACCACAUAGUGAAGGCCAAAAUGACAGUGCCGCUUUGGUUGCAUGCUUGAGGGAAUUUUUCUAGGCAUAUUGACAACUAUUCCAUUUGUUUUGCUACUUUUAGUAUAGUUUCAUGCUUUUAGAGUUUGUCUAGUGGUGUGUGUAUUCUUCUGGAAAUGAAGUUAAAACAGAAGUCGGUUCAGAUCGGGAUUGUUGUGGUAGGCUUUUAAUGCAUGUGAUUAGGAUGUCAGGUGCUUGCAUAUUGUUUAACAAUCGUAGUGUCCAUAAUAUCGUGGUAUCACGACUUAACCAUUGUAACACUAGACUUCCGGUACUUAAUGUUAUUGAAACAUUGCUAAAAUGA